CAGCAAUAUUUCUACUUAAGAAAUAUUGUGAAAUUCACAACCAAAUCGUAAAACUAGUAUUAGGAUUUAUUAUAAUUACAUUCAUAAGAUAAGAGUAUCCUAUCAAAGGAUACAAUGUCGUAAAAAAUAAAUUAGCGUAAUUUCAAUAAUAACUAAUCUGGAUAGGAAUUAAACUUACUAUAUAUAUUAUAAAGUGAAAAUCGGAAAAUUGUAUCUUAAAAACAUGGUGUUCAAAGCAGCUUGUUUCAUGUUCACUAUUGCAGUUGCUGCUUCUAGCAAUGACAAUCUAAUAGCAGUAGUACAGGUUUUUAGACAUGGGCAGAGAACACCAGUAUAUUUUUCUUCCACUGACCCAUACAAAGAUAUUCACACUUAUUGGGAUGGACUAGACUAUGGCCAACUAACAAAUGAAGGUAAACGUGAACAUUAUGCACUAGGCCAAUUCUCGAGAAAAAGAUAUGCAGAUUGGUUACCAGAAGUCUACAACAAAAAAGACAUCUAUGUACAAACUACGGAUUAUGAUAGAACUCACAUGUCAGCGCAGGCUAAUUUAAAUGGACUAUAUCCUCCAAAGGGAAGCGACGUAUGGCGCAAAAACGUAGACUGGCAACCCAUACCUGUUCAUCCAGCUGAUCCAAGAAAGAUUUUCAAUGGUAGGGGGGAGAGUUGUCCUCUUUAUAACAAUUUGUCAGCUAAAGCUGCCGCCAGCGAAGAAUUUGCAAAUCUAAAUAAUAUAUAUGCAAGUAUGUUCCAGUACAUUUCCAAACAUACCAAUUCAACUUCCAUGAGUAUGACUAAGGCCGUAUAUAUUUAUGAUUCUUUACAUAUUGAGGAACAAGUGGGAUAUCCCCUUCCAUCUUGGACACAAGCUGUUUAUCCCGAACCAUUAAGCACACUGGCAGCAUCUGUUUUUGAGCAGAUUGUGUAUUAUGACCAAAUGAAGAAAUUGUUUAUUGGAAUACUUCUGAAUGACAUCAUUGAACACUUUGAAGGAAUAAUAGCAGAUCCAACUUCUUUGCCAAAAUAUCAAAUGAUAAGCUGUCAUGACAGUAAUAUAUUUUCCAUAUUAAGCAGUGUAGGAAAUAGACCAGCAAAACCAGUACCGUUCGCAGUGUCCCUUUGGUUUGAGUUAAGGAGAGUUAAUUUCAAUAAUGUUGUCCAAUUAUGGCUAAGGAGCAACGAUAAACUGACUCAGCUUAGUAUUAAAGGAUGCGAGUUGAAUUGUCCUCUGACGAAAGUAAAAACGCUUUUGAGUGAUAUUCUGAUAGAUUUAAAGGGUGCUGAAGCACUUUGUUCUAUGGUUUAAAUAUGUCUAACCAAAAUGAGUAAUUUGUUG
Messenger RNA from Psylliodes chrysocephalus, 1336 nucleotides. The record is from the annotation of a GenBank genome assembly. NCBI's taxonomy places the organism in Eukaryota, Metazoa, Arthropoda, Insecta, Coleoptera, Chrysomelidae.